Messenger RNA from Racocetra persica, 152 nucleotides. The record is from the annotation of a GenBank genome assembly. Lineage: Eukaryota; Fungi; Glomeromycota; Glomeromycetes; Diversisporales; Gigasporaceae.
CGGAUUAGAAAAAAAAACAGUUGGAUAUCCACGGAUCCAAGCACUACGUCACGAGCAUAAUCAGAUUAUGCCUAUUACAACCAUUAUACCCAUUAUAUCCAUUAACCCAUUACAACCAUUACGUAUAUCCAUUAACCCAUUACAACCAUUAC